AUGACAUCCACUGGUAUAGGCGAUGACUCGGGUGUUGAAACAGUCACCUCAAACAUCGAUUCACCAUCGCACUCAGCUACCACCGGCGAGGACUUGGGCCUUGAGAUCUCCAACACUUCGCACACAAGUCUUCCAUCGCUUAUUUCCCGCCUCCCGACUGAAAUUCUUUCGGAAAUCUUCCUGUACUGUCUGCCCGAAGACGAGCAUCUGGUGUACGCAUCAAGACAGGCACCUAUGCUAUUGACCAAAAUAUGUCGCCGAUGGAGGGAGAUUGCUGUGGGAUUUCCCAGGUUAUGGUGCAGGCUGCAGGUGGAAUUCUGGUACGAAGACUGGAAGACAAGAGCCUCCAGCCACGAAGACUGGCAGACGAGAGCUUUUGGAUACGACUCCUGGCUCAAGCGAUCGAGAGGAUGUCCCCUCUCGUUAAGACUCGAGUGUGGUAAUGACUGGAGUGAGCUACAAAUCCUGCUCCAGCCAUACGUUCAGCAAGUCUCGUCUCUCUCACUUGGCUUUAUAUCCCGCGACGGCCCCUUCAGGAUAGAAGACUUCCAGGCACUCAAGGACCUGACUAUCCGCAAAUACAUGUUUGAUGAUUACGCACGAGCUAUCAACCCCCUCUCUCUCAAAUUACCGGUUAAUCUGCGCACGAUUAACAUGAGGAACGUGUGGUUCAACCGCCGGCAAUUAGAUUCCUUCGCUGAUUCCGGAUGGGACCGUCUCACACAUCUCGAGAUCAGCGUAGAUGGACGACACUCGGACACCCGCAUACUCAGUCUAUGUCCUAAUCUCUCUUCACUGAAGAUGACUGGAUUAUUUAACCUGAACCAGACUGCAGAACCAGUCACGCACACCAACCUUCAAUCCUGGCACAUAUCUUGGACCGUAAUUCGGAACUUGACCGGAGAUCCUGGCCUAUUCCAGGUUAUGACACUCCCCAAGUUUCGCACGCUUGGAGUUAGCCAGGGCCGUGGCCGCAUGAAUCCUUCAUGGAAUUCUUGACGCGGUCAAAAUGUUGCUUGGAGAGGCUGGUUUUCGACA
This is a messenger RNA of Suillus subalutaceus, 1038 nucleotides long. RefSeq lists its product as uncharacterized. The transcript has 3 exons. Gene Ontology annotation, molecular function: protein binding. Lineage: Eukaryota; Fungi; Basidiomycota; Agaricomycetes; Boletales; Suillaceae. The record is from RefSeq and is a predicted model, not a curated record. The coding region runs from base 1 to 999 and encodes 332 amino acids.